Penicillium digitatum Pd1 is the source of this 396-nucleotide messenger RNA. Its product is annotated as Cwf15/Cwc15 cell cycle control protein. The record is from RefSeq and is a predicted model, not a curated record. Lineage: Eukaryota; Fungi; Ascomycota; Eurotiomycetes; Eurotiales; Aspergillaceae.
AUGGGACAGGAUAGUGUAUUCGUCCUCCACUCCAAUUAUGUGGAGGGGGUUGACGAUGAAGUCUGGGUUAAUAUAGGCUCUCAGUUCUCGGAGGAUCCGGACAACGAGGAUGCUGACUGGAUCACCGUGAUAAUUCCUGAAGAAAUGGAACACACCCAUAGCGACGAAGAUAUUCUGAGGUAUGCGCUUCACCGCAUCCGAACCAGGCGAGCCAUCAUCGGCGAAGUGGCACUGCAUAAUAGGGGGGUGAGUUGUAUUUCCAUUCCGGUCCCACUCAGCACUUCUAACAUGGCUGACAUCUUAACUCGUGCCGAGGCCGAUGGGAACAAGUGGCUUGAGCACAUUUGUAAUGGGAUGGUUAGCCUUGACCGGGAUGUGGUUUUUGGGCGUCGGUAA